Messenger RNA from Orbicella faveolata, 2515 nucleotides. RefSeq lists its product as uncharacterized. Lineage: Eukaryota; Metazoa; Cnidaria; Anthozoa; Scleractinia; Merulinidae. The record is from RefSeq and is a predicted model, not a curated record.
CGUAGUGUUGUUUCUCAAAAUUUUAACAUGUCUGCUACUAUCCAGACCAUUUGAUUAUUUUUAUUAUUUGAUAAAUCUGACCAUUCACGGCCUAAAACUAAUGGCGUUCGUGGGUCCUUUUUAGUACCGUAGGAAAUUUGGGAAACAACCCUUUUCCCAGUAAACGUUGUAAGUAGUAAUUUGUCAUUAUCUUAGGACUGCUUUUCGACCUUGAACAGGAUUUUCUCUCAAACGUACGCUUCAUGCAUUUAUUUUAGGAACCGCACAUUGUUUAAAGAAACGGGGCAUUAAAAGUGACGUUAAAAAAAACCCUGCUGGGAUGAAAGGUUUCAAAAUUUAAACAAAAUAGCGGCAAAAAUUACGUGCAUUACUUUCCAGUAAAACACUGUGUCUAUACUGACAAUAAACACAAUUCCCAGGUAGCUAUGCUGGCUUCGUGUCACGAAACGAGGAAAACGCUUCUUUUCUUAAUUACUCGUGAUUUCCUCGUGUUACUCGUGCUCUUUAGAACUAUUCUGCCUUCUCUUCGCAAACUGCACCUCUCUGAGUUUCAGCCGCUCUAUAUUUACCGAUAAUUUAACAAUGUCAGCUGAGGUGGAGAAUAUUUUGAAGUCAUUUUGGGAGUGGCGACUGAAGGAGAGUCCAGAAUUCGCGACUCAAAUUGGCGUUCACACUUACGACAAAAGCUUGGAUGAUCAUAGUUUGGACGCGUAUGCCAAGAGACAGGAUGAUUGCAGAGAUUUCAUAAAGCAGUUAAAAGCAGUCGCCAAAUCUGAACUUUCGAAGAGUGAUGCACUAAAUGUCAAGCUUCUUCAAAGGGAAAUCGAAAUGUAUUUGGAUGGCUCUAAGCAUAAAAGCUACCUGUUUCCUCUAGUAAAUUUGGAGGGACCUCAGUUAGAAUUGUCAAGGGUGGUUUCAAAGAUGAAGUUUGAGACCAGAGAAGACUAUGAAAAGUAUUUUUCAAGACUGGAAGCCUUUCCAACACAGGCUUCCGAACUUAUCGCUCUGCUUGAAGAAGGAGUAAAAACACACUAUGUACCUCCCCAUUUAACGGUGUCACAUGUUCCAGAGCAAAUCAAGAAAGUGUUGAAUGCAGAUAUUACAGGUGACAACCAUCUAUUCACUCCACUAAAAAGGUUUCCAGAAACAUUUUCAGAAGAGGAGAGGGAAUCAUUUAAAGAACGUGGUAUUAAGCUGAUAGAAGAAAAAGUAAAACCAGCAUUUAAAAAGAUCCACGAUUAUUAUCUUGACAAGUAUCUUCCUCAGACAAGGGAUUCCAUUUCAUGCACUAAUUUUCCAAAUGGAACUGAAUUUUAUAAACAGGCUCUAAAGUUUCACAUUGCUUGUGACAUGACACCGCAAGAAGUUCAUGAUCUGGGACAAAAUGAAGUCAAGAGAAUCAGGUCUAGAAUGGAUAAGAUUAUCAAGGAGGUGGGUUUUGAAGGCAAUUUGAAAGAAUUCCUCGAGAUGCUUAGAACUGAAAAGCGGUUUUAUUAUGACACAAAAGAAGAGCUGCUUAAUGGUUGUAAAGAUUUGUGUCAGAAGAUUAUCAAGCCGAAGCUGAAGGAUUAUUUUAAGGAAAUACCCAAGAGCCCGUUCGAGAUCAUUGAGAUACCAGCUGAAGCGGCCCUACUGAGUUCAGUAGCUUUCUAUAAUGGACCAUCUAAAGACGGCACGAGACCUGGGCAGUUUCUAGUAAACACUUAUAAACACAAUACAAGACCAAAGUACGAGAUGGUUUCUCUUGCUCUUCAUGAGGCUGAACCAGGUCAUCACUUACAGGUUGCGUUUGCAAUGGAGCAAGAGGGGCAGCCUUCUUUCAGGCGGCAUGUGGAGGACAGGAGGUACUAUGAAGUACCAGCUCGGUUUGCUUUCCACACUGCUUACAUGGAGGGCUGGGCCCUGUACUGUGAGCACCUUGGCGAGGAGAUGGGUUUGUAUAAAGAUCCCUAUGAUUUGUUUGGCCGAUUGUCAGCUGAGAUUCUGAGAGCGUGCAGAUUGGUAGUCGAUACAGGGAUGCACGCGUUUGGAUGGAGUCGGCAGCAGGCUGUAGACUUCAUGGCAGAAAAUACUGCAACUUCCCUUCACAGUGUGAACACAGAAAUUGAUCGUUACAUUAUCUGGCCUGGGCAGGCUUGUGCUUACAAGGUGGGAGAAAUCAAGAUAAAGGAACUGAGAAGGAAAGCGGAACAGAAACUGGGGGAUAAAUUUGAUAUCAAAGAUUAUCAUCACGUUCUUCUCUCGGCUGGACCAAUGGGCUUGGAUACGCUAGAAGAAGCUGUGGACGAGUACAUCGACAGCAUACUCGCACAGUGAACACAGGGAUUAUUGACUGCAGCUGCAUUGUCGGAGGACCAUAUCCCUAAAUUCAACAACAACAACAACAAGAACAACAACAACAUCUUUUAUUUAAACACGGCUAAUAUAGCUUAUGGAGCCGUGUAAAAAAUGUUAAUAAAAUAAUAAAAUAAAAUAUAAAAAGUAAAAUAAUAAAAUAAAAAUACAAGGAAUUUUA